ACAAACAGAAGUGACAGCGACGACAAAACCCAUUUUUUUAUAUCCUGAUUCGAAAGGACGGUUUCAUAUAAAAAAAUAUAACGAUGCGUAUACCAUGCGACCAUAUGUAAAAUUAAACGAAGAAUUCAUCGGAUAACGAAAAUUCGGUAGAUUGUUUAAAAGAUUCAGGCUAGUGUCGAAAUUUCAGCAUCCUUUCUUCUGCGUAUGUGUAUAUAUAUCAAGUAGCCGAUCUCAUCGACCCAUUGGGAAAACGGUUGUAGACUGACUUCAGCCAACAUGUGGCGGUUCGCCGGCUGCCAUCUUGGAUUCUCUUGCUCUCGGAAGCCGGGCGCCCAAAAAAUACUGGAGUAACACGCAUUCCCGAGGCGCAUGGGUGUUCUAUCAAACUAAAACUCGACGUUAACGCGUUUCGUUUCUUUCUUAUUUUACGCCGAGUGAGACUAUAACCAAGAUUCUUUGCCGGAAUGUUGUAGGAUUGUUUCGCCAUUUCUGUGUUAUUGAAACGGUGAACAGUUCGAGGUCGUUUCAACGUCGUAUGUUUCCAUUACGUAGUCGAGAUAGUACAACAGUUAAUAGUGUAAACGAUAUAAACAGCGUAAAAGUCGAGGUAAAAGUUGAGAAAAUGGCAUUACCCAGUAGAGCACGGUUAUAUGCAGAUGUCAACUCGCACAAGCCUCGGGAUUAUUGGGACUAUGAGUCUUAUGUCGUCAAUUGGGGCCAGCAAGAUGAUUAUCAGCUGGUAAGGAAAUUGGGCCGUGGAAAGUAUAGUGAGGUAUUUGAAGCCAUUAACGUCACGAAUAAUGAAAAAUGUGUCGUCAAAAUAUUAAAGCCCGUUAAAAAAAAGAAAAUAAAGAGAGAGAUCAAAAUCUUAGAGAAUCUGAGAGGUGGGACCAACAUAAUAACGCUUCAAGCAGUCGUCAAAGAUCCAGUCUCGAGGACUCCGGCGUUGAUUUUUGAACACGUCAAUAACACAGAUUUCAAGCAGCUUUAUCAAACACUGACAGACUACGACAUUCGAUAUUAUCUUUACGAACUUUUGAAGGCAUUGGAUUACUGCCACAGCAUGGGCAUUAUGCAUAGAGAUGUGAAGCCGCACAAUGUUAUGAUCGAUCACGAAAACCGGAAACUUCGGUUGAUCGAUUGGGGUUUGGCUGAGUUUUAUCAUCCCGGACAAGAAUAUAAUGUACGCGUAGCUUCGAGGUACUUCAAAGGACCCGAAUUGCUCGUGGAUUAUCAGAUGUAUGAUUAUUCAUUGGAUAUGUGGUCCUUGGGCUGCAUGCUCGCGAGCAUGAUCUUCAGGAAAGAGCCAUUUUUCCACGGUCACGAUAAUUACGAUCAGUUAGUGAGGAUCGGAAAAGUAUUGGGUACAGAAGAGUUGUUCGAGUAUCUUGAUAAGUAUCACAUCGAGCUCGAUCCUCGUUUCAACGAUAUAUUAGGACGACACUCCCGUAAACGCUGGGAACGUUUCGUACAUUCGGAAAACCAGCAUCUUGUCUCACCUGAGAGUCUUGAUUUCCUUGACAAGCUUUUGCGCUACGACCAUUACGAGCGGCUGACUGCCCGCGAAGCCAUGGACCAUCCUUACUUCUAUCCAAUUGUGAAGGACCAGGGCCGAUCGACUAUCGCGUCAUCUUCGCCAACUCCGAUGACAGGAUUGCUGCCUGUGGUUGAGUAACGGCCCAGUGCUGUGCGGUUCAAUCCUGACGGGGGCCCGGAGGAGGCAAGCUGAAAAUCGCCGUCUGACACUUUCAAAACAAAAGAAUGAUCAGAGAACAAACGAAAGAUAAUGACUGAAGGCUGGGGAAAAAAAUCCGUAUCACUGUCAAAUGGAACUCGAAAGUUUUUGUAUUAAGUUGACAGUUCCAAAACGGUGCCACUUCUGUAAGCAACUGGCGCCACAAAUUCUCUAACUACCAGCAGACGUACAGGUGCAAAAUAAUAAUAACACGCGCGCGCUCGAGCGCAAACACACAACACACACACACACACACAUACACACAAACACUUACACUGAACACAGGGACAAAACUACGAAUAAUCAUCCCACGAUCUAUUCACGUCUGCAUCACGAUAUGAGCAAUAGAAACAUUGCGCGGAAGUAACUGCCAGAUCAGUGCAAUAAGACGCGUAAGCUGUACUUCCUUCAGUGACAACGACAACAACAAUUACGAUUGAGAUUAAAAGGUAGAAGUCCAUGAAGGAAGUUUCACGAGGGGGUGCGCGCCCGCGAAUAUUGAUGUAAGGCGAUCACACCUAAACCUGUUCUGUUCUUAGUUUACGCAUCAUACGACGUUUUUUUUUCUUUUAUACUCAAUGUGGGUUCGCCCUCCGUCUGUUUUUGGCCUACCAAUAUUCUGUUAUGGCCAGUAAUUGUCAGCCAAAAGUAGAAAAAAUCAACAGAAAUAAAAGUGAAAUUUCAUUGUC
Molecule: messenger RNA, 2424 nt
Organism: Venturia canescens
Lineage: Eukaryota; Metazoa; Arthropoda; Insecta; Hymenoptera; Ichneumonidae
Gene: CkIIalpha
Product: casein kinase II subunit alpha
Exons: 8
Coding region: 536-1675 (379 amino acids)
Biological process (GO): regulation of cell cycle; peptidyl-threonine phosphorylation; peptidyl-serine phosphorylation
Cellular component (GO): nucleus; cytosol; protein kinase CK2 complex
Molecular function (GO): ATP binding; protein serine/threonine kinase activity
Source: RefSeq, a predicted model, not a curated record